AUUUUGUGGCGAAAACAGUGGUCAACACGGAUUAUCUCUACAGUGGGGUUUCUCAGGGCUUUUCUGGCCUCAUGAACCUUGCAAGUCAAGCUGGGGAGCAGCAGUCAAACCUGUUGUUUGUAAAUUUUAACCAGGAUUGCUCAUCACUUGCUGUAGGAACAAAGACUGGAUACAAGUUAUUUUCACUCAGCUCUGUUGAAAAACUUGAAACAAUUUAUGACCAUGAAAGUGACGACAUCUGCAUUGUUGAAAGGCUAUUUUCGAGUAGUCUUGUGGCUAUCGUUAGCCUAUCAUCUCCCCGAAAGCUGAAAGUAUGUCACUUCAAAAAGGGCACAGAAAUCUGUAACUAUAGCUAUUCCAACUCGAUAUUAGCAGUGAAAUUAAAUCGACAGAGACUAGUCGUGUGCCUGGAAGAGAGUCUAUAUAUUCACAAUAUCCGUGACAUGAAAGUGCUGCACACUAUACGAGACACGCCGCCGAACCCAACUGGUCUGUGCGCUCUUGCUGUCAGCAAUGACAACUGUUUCCUAGCAUACCCAGGCAGUAACCAAAUAGGAGAAGUGCAAAUAUUUGACACUAUAAACCUGCGAGCAGUGACCAUGAUCCCGGCUCAUGAUAACCCAUUAGCUGCUAUAAGUUUCAGUGGUCAGGGUACUAAGCUUGCAACAGCAUCAGAGAAGGGAACAGUUAUACGUGUGUUUUCGAUACCUGACGGACAGAAAUUGUUUGAGUUCCGAAGAGGUGUUAAAAGAUGUGUGACGAUUUACUCGCUGGGAUUCAGUACUGAUUGUUUGUUUCUGUGUGCAUCCAGCAAUACCGAGACUGUUCACAUCUUCAAGCUGGAAACCAUCAAGGAUAAACCGGUGGAGGAGCCUCAGGGGUGGUCGGGGUAUUUCGGCCAAGCGUUGAAGAUGUCUGCUAACUAUUUACCAGCUCAAGUUUCCGACAUGAUAAACCAAGGUCGCUCAUUCGCCACUGCUCGCCUAAACACGUCUGGCCUCCGAAAUGUCUGCUGUCUGGCAUUGAUUCACAAGAUAAUGAGGUUGUUAGUGGCCUCCCAGGAUGGCAUUCUGUACAUAUACAACAUAGACCCCAAUGAAGGGGGCGAUUGCACAUUGGUCAGGCAGCACAGGUUAGACGGCCAGACGUCUGACACGCACAUUGCCGACACCGCCCACGACCGGCCCUUAGCGCACCCUAGUGGUGGCAGCUACGCUAGCACCGUGCACCGAGGGGAGGAUACACUCGGUGCUGUUCCCACAGAAUCAGAACCAUACCAGGAGCCUGAACAAGGUGCAGUGGGCGGGGGAGAUGUUAAUAUUGAUGGACAGGGCCUUACAGGCUUGCGAUUGGAUGAUGAUAAUGAGUUCCCACCAAUGACACACAAGAAUGACUGACUGCUCAAUGGAUUUUGAAUUGUUGCCAAGUUCAGCUACAAAGGGUGGUAGAAUUAAGUGAUCAUGGGAUGAUGGAAUGUUAACCACACCUAUGUGUCAUUGUUAAUGAAAAGACAUAUGAAGUAUGGAAUACGAAUAUCUUUUUCCUGACUGAGAAAAACAAAAAAUCUUUUAUUUUCUCUGGGUGAAAUAAAUAAAAUAUAUUUUAUCCUCUGGAUGAGAUAUAAAAAACAAAAAAAUUAAUAUCCUGUGUGGGAAACCUAUUUUAAACCAUUUAAAAAAAAAAAACAGUAUCAGAUUCUUAGCCUCAUAUUUAGAAGGGAAAUGUCAUCCUUUGGGCAGGAAAUAUUUUUUGGUUGAAAGAUGAGACAUAAAAAUGAUGUUACCACAAUUCAAAAUUCAACUUAAUUAUAUGUAAAUUACUGUUUUAUUGAAAUUACUAAUUGGAUAAUAAACGAAUAUGCAAAUUAUAUUUUAAACAUAAUUAAUUCCUCACCUGAUUAUAAUGUUAUGAGUUUAUUUCAUUUAUGUAUCAUUGGGUUUACCUAGGUGUCUUUAAGAAGGGUGGAGUGUGUGUGUUUGGUGCAAACUUCAAAUAUUUCUUGAUUCUUUUGUUUAUUAUCGAUGUGCACCAGUGUCAAUAUAGACACACAGUCUUUUGUCUUGGAUAUAAUUGACUUGCAUGUGUUAAGCUGUGAUACAGUAUCUAAGUCGAAAUGGUUAUUGUAAUUUUAUUGUCACUAGCCUUUUAAACAAAAAAUAAAAUAAAAUAUAUAGAAAAUAACUAGUUCAUGACGUCGGAUAUCUGCUUUAUCUUGUGAAGGUAAGAAUGGGAAAUUCUGCG
Molecule: messenger RNA, 2241 nt
Organism: Gigantopelta aegis
Lineage: Eukaryota; Metazoa; Mollusca; Gastropoda; Neomphalida; Peltospiridae
Product: WD repeat domain phosphoinositide-interacting protein 2-like
Exons: 11
Coding region: 72-1397 (441 amino acids)
Biological process (GO): protein lipidation; autophagy of mitochondrion; nucleophagy
Cellular component (GO): phagophore assembly site membrane; extrinsic component of membrane; cytosol
Molecular function (GO): phosphatidylinositol-3-phosphate binding; protein binding; phosphatidylinositol-3,5-bisphosphate binding
Source: RefSeq, a predicted model, not a curated record